Messenger RNA from Perca fluviatilis (European perch), 1674 nucleotides. RefSeq names its product tripartite motif-containing protein 16-like. Gene Ontology annotation, molecular function: zinc ion binding. The coding region runs from base 253 to 1674 and encodes 473 amino acids. The transcript has 2 exons. The record is from RefSeq and is a predicted model, not a curated record. Lineage: Eukaryota; Metazoa; Chordata; Actinopteri; Perciformes; Percidae.
CUAGGGAACAUUUAAACUGGUGCACCUUAGUGAGGGCAGGUAGUGAAAAGUUUGGGACACAUUCAGCUCAUCAUCUGACAAACCUGGAGAUGUAACCGAGCUACAGUUUGCAGAUGGGUGUAACCAACAUGCUGGGGGAAGUACAACAGCGUAUCACAUCCUGUUAUCGCAUCAGAGCUCAGACUAGUUUCAUUUCUCAGGAAGUGAGACACAAUACAGUCAGACAGUCGAUGUCACUGAGCGAGAGGUGAAAUGGCGCAGAAAGGAGUUCAGCUGGACCGGGAAACCUUCUCUUGUUCCAUCUGUCUGGAUCUACUGAAGGAUCCGGUGACUAUUAACUGUGGACACAGCUACUGCAUGAACUGUAUUAAAAGCCACUGGGAUGAAGAGGAUCGUAAGUACAGCUACAGCUGCCCUCAGUGCAGGCAGAGCUUCACACCGAGGCCUGUCCUGCUGAAAAACACCAUGUUAGCAGCUUUAGUGGAGGAGCUGAAGAAGACUGGACUCCAAGCUGCUCCUGCUGAUCACUGCUAUGCUGGAGCUGAAGAUGUGGCCUGUGAUGUCUGCACCCGGAGAAAACUCAAAGCCAUCAAAUCCUGCCUGGUGUGUCUGGUCUCUUACUGUGAGAAACACCUUCAGCCUCAUUUUGAAUCUCCUGCUUUCGAGAAACACAAGCUGGUGGAGCCGUCCAAGAAGCUCCAGGAGAACAUCUGCUCUCGUCAUGAUGAGGUAAUGAAGCUUUUCUGCCGUACUGAUCAGCAGUGUAUCUGUUCUCUCUGCUCCGUGGAUGAACAUAAAGGCCACGACACAGUCUCAGCUGCCGCAGAAAGGACUGAGAGGCAGAAAAAGCUCGAGGGGAGUCGACAGACCAUCCAGCAGAGAAUCCAGGACAGAGAGAAAGAUGUGAAGCUGCUUCAACAGCAGGCGGAGGCCAUCGAUCGCGCCGCCGAUAAAGCAGUGGAGGACAGCGAGAAGAUCUUCACCGAGCUGAUCCGUCUCCUGGAGAUAAGAAGCUCUGAUGUGGAGCAGCAGGUCAGAUCCCAGCAGAAAAGGGAAGAGAGUCGAGUCAAAGAGCUUCAGGAGGAGCUGGAGCAGGAGAUCACUGAGCUGAAGAGGGAAGACGCUGAGCUGGAGAAGCUCUCACACACAGAGGAUCACAGCCAGUUUCUACACAACUACCCCUCACUGUCACCUCUCAGCCAAUCAGCAUCCAGCAUCCAUAUCUGUCCUUUGAGCUGCUUUGAGGACGUGACAGCGGCAUUAUCAGAAGUCAGAGAUAAACUACAGGACGUCCUGAGAGAGAAGAGGACAAAAGUCUCACUGACAGGGACUGAAGUGGACGUUUUACUGCCACAACCAGAGCGCAAGACCAGAGCUGGAUUCUUAAAAUAUUCACUUGAAAUCACACUGGAUCCAAACACAGCAUUCACAAAGCUGUUAUUAUCUGAGGGGAACAGGAAAGCAACAGUAAUGAGUCAACAGUCUUAUUCUAGUCACCCAGACAGAUUCACUGGCUGGUUACAGGUCCUGAGUAGAGAGAGUCUGACUGGACGUUGUUACUGGGAGGUGGAGAGGAGAGGAAGAGUUUAUGUAGCAGUCGAUACAAGAAUAUCAGCAGAGCAGGGGGUCGGAGGAAUGUUUAUUUGGACCGAAAUGACAAAUCUUGGGCGUUAG